Messenger RNA from Bombyx mori (domestic silkworm), 720 nucleotides. RefSeq lists its product as uncharacterized. The transcript is spliced from 2 exons. NCBI's taxonomy places the organism in Eukaryota, Metazoa, Arthropoda, Insecta, Lepidoptera, Bombycidae. Bases 1 to 720 code for a protein of 239 amino acids. The record is from RefSeq and is a predicted model, not a curated record.
AUGAUGGGAGUAACCGUCCCUCCUCCUGCUCCACAGGCGCCUCGGGCCGGGAGUACAGCUCUUCCGGCUUCAGUACCAGUAGCAAAAUUGAAGGGGAAGGGGAAAGGGAAAUCUUCCCAGCCCCCUCCCCCUUCCCACUCCACUCCGUCUGCUGUGGUGGUGGAGGCACUGCCAUCGGCGUCUACGCUGAUGGCACAGGCCAACCCACCACGGCAGACAAUUAAACCCAAACCCACUCCUACUCCCCGUGGUCGUACCUCUGCUGGUGAACCAUUACCCGAACCACGCCCAACUAGCGGCCCUACGUCCACCAAAAGGGAGAAAAAUAAAAGGAAAAAGAUCAAAAAGAAACAAAAAAAAAGGGAGGAAAGAGAGCGACUAAGGGAAAUACCUGAGCCUAUAGUGCCAGAACCCCCACGAACUAACACAGAAACCAUGGAGGUCUCCGAGGCCCCCCAUACUGCCCAACAGACAUCAAGCCAACCACUGCCUACAGCCCAUCCGGCCGAAGGCAAACAUGACUUGAACAGCCAGCCCCCCCUUCCCCCCCGCCCUCAACGCGAGCGCCGCAGCGGUCGACAGGCCUCCCAGCCUGCCGGCUUUGCUGCAUGGCUGCUUGCUCUGUGGGAGAAAUUGUCCGAGAUAAUCCCGAAAGUGGGAGGCGCGGCGCAGCCUGUGAUGUGGCCAGUCGACUGUAGCACAACGUUAAGUCCUGAUUAA